AUGAAUCUAAAUUUGGCCAGCCAAAUCCCACCUACUAGAAUUGUAAAUCACUUCCAAAAUCCCAACAAUAUCUCCAUACCCGGCCAACCUCACCUCGCGGCAUUUGGAUACCCGAAUAUUGUAAGUUACCGUGUUCCCUUUGGCCCAACACUGCCUACAGGACCUGCACAUAUAGGACCACAAUUUAGUGCCCCACAUUUUCCAUUCACCAUUAAUGGUGCCGCGCACCAACAAUGGGCGAAUACUUAUGUUCGGCCCCUAAAUUUCCAUUUACCACCAGCGGUAAACCGUACUAACAAUGUAUGGCCAAUUCGUCCAACCGACAAUUCACCGUGGCUAAAUGAUAGCAAAAAAACGAAACGUUCAUAA
Molecule: messenger RNA, 369 nt
Organism: Cinara cedri
Lineage: Eukaryota; Metazoa; Arthropoda; Insecta; Hemiptera; Aphididae
Source: the annotation of a GenBank genome assembly